GUAAUUUCACAUCAGGGCUCAGCUAGCAGACGGUUCCUGACACAAAACAAUGUCUGUCCAUCUGACUCAUCUGCUGAGUUCCUCCAAUACUUUUGCUCAAGAUUCCAGCAUCUUCCAUUUCCUGUGUGCGUGUCUCUCUCUUAAAGUUAUGAAUUACAGAUGUAGUCAACACCUGGAGCCUUCUACGGUGGUCUAAUUGUCUUUGCCUGCCCCUACCACUCACUAACAGAAGUGAUUUUAUGAAGAACAUGGGCCGUGUUGAAAUGUAAUGGGUGGCUUUGUUGACCACCUGUAUUUACGGUAAUUCUAAGAUCCCACAGCCAAUCAAAGCCAUUGUCUCUAUUGGUGAAGUGCAAAACCCCCAGUAAUGACGAGUUUUGCAAACCAGAGAUUUGAAGCCACCUGUUCCUCAAGCAAGUUGCUCUCACCACAAGCCAUGUGUGGUGGUGGAAGCCCCAGUUAAUCUUCCUUUCCUUUUGGUGUCAUUCUGCGGAACAGUUGGUCGGUUGAGGCUCUUUGAAUCAAAGCCUUAUUAGUGUUUGUGGGUUGAAGCAGCACUACGACAACUUGACUAUGUAGACACACUGUGCUGGAGUAACUCGACCCGAAAGAAGGGUUCCGAUCUAAAACAUCACUUACACUUUUCUCCAGAGAUGCUGCCUAACCCGCUGAGUUGCUCCAGCUUCUUGUGUUUAUCUUUGGUGUAAACCAGCAUUUGCAGUUUUUUCCUACACAACUUGACUAUGUAACUCGGCUGUCGCGUGUGCAGCAUGGACAACCGUGCUGUAUUGUCAUGAGGAGAUUGCUUUUUAAUCUUCACAAGUGGAGGAGAGAGUGGCUGAGCAGUCAUUUUGAGAGGAGAGAAAGCUUUUAUCAAAAUUCGACGGGACAAUUGAGAGUAUGGUCCAAGGCCAUAACUCCCUGACAGUGGUAAAGGGGAAAUAUGAUAUGCUUGCCUUCAUAUAUUGCAUUUAUCCAAGUUUUUUGUUCACCAAAGUACAGACGUGUGUUUCCCCUCAGAGAAUCAUCGACCAGAGCAUACUUUGCCUUCUGUAUUUCCUCUCACCCCUAGCACUAUGACUUGCACGUCAUCUCCUGAUGUUUGAACCUGCAACAAAAUCUGCCGUUGAAUCUCCCUGUGACACAUUCGUUUCUGAGAACUCGUGUGAUAGUCUGCAGAUUGUGCGGGACUGAUCUGGGGGGAGGGCUGUUUGAAUGGUCAGCAUCUUCUGUUUACACCCCCUAUGCUCUACCUCGUUCUAUAGCCUUUUGCUAUAGAGCGUUAUUCCAAAUCACCACUCUCUGUAUGCUUCAGUGUGCUGUGGUGGUUCACUAAUCUUUUAAUUUCCACUGGAGACACAAGAGGCUGCACAUACUGGAAUCCUGAACAAAAAACAAAAUGCUGGAGGAAUUCAACGGGUCAAGCAGCAUCUGUGGAUGGAAAAUGGCAGUAAAACAUGAUGCCUCAUGCAUGUGGGCUCAGUGGACUAUUUUUGUACAAUUGCUAACCAGGGAUGGUAUGCUCUACUAGACUUUUUGUGAGAAAAGAAUUUCACUGUGUUUGUACUUUGCACAUGUGACAAUAACGCACCAUUGAAUUGUUGAAAUGUACAGAUGUUUCAGGCUGGGACCAUUCAGACUAAUGUCCCAUGACUGAUGUCUGCAAGAAACAAGAAACUACAGAUCCUGGUUUACGACCUGAAACGUCACCGGUCCAUGUUCUCCUGAGAUGCUGCCUGAUCACCUAAGUUACUCCAGCACUUUGUGUCUUUUUUUGAUUGAUGUCUGCUAUUUUAGGAAGGGUCACCUGUCCAUUCCCUCCACAGAUGCAGCCUGACCUGAGUUCCUCCAGCUCUUCGAGGUUUUGUUUUUAAUUUGAAUUUACUGGUAUUGUUUCUAAGAUCUUGUCAGUAAGCUUGCCUUGUUCUUGCCUUGGGUUUAGGAAGUUGCAUCUGUAGACUUUGAUGUGAAGCCUAUGCUGAGUUCUAUCAUGUUCGGGCUCUCUGAUUUUUUUUCCCCCCAACGGUUGAAAAGAUCCAAUCCUUUCUCUCCUGUCCAUUAAAGAAUAUCUCCACUCAUCACUUUAUUCUAGAAAACUCUUAAACAUCAGUUUACACUUUUGCUAAAGUUUCCCAAAUAUCUCCACAAUGUUGCGGGCUCCCAGUUCAUUGGAGAUUGGGUCUGCAGUCGUUGUAAUCAUUUUUCACAAACUUAAUACAAACAAUCACAAUAGACUUUUUAAAUUUGGAUUCUGCAUUCACAUUGUCCAUGUGGUAUAUAUCUCGACUGCUGGCACCGUGUGAUGUCUGGGCUCCAGACUGUUCCUGUUACAGUUUAAGUCUCGCAUCUCUGACUCACGUUGGUUUUUGUUCUCAGGCUCCAGGACACAUUCCGUCAACAGACACAAUGUGGGAUUUCUGUGCAGAAUAUGCAGUGCACAGUCAGUGAAUAUACCUGCAGUCAAGGGGAUUUUGAUACUUGAGCAAAAAACACAAUGCUGGAGAAACGGCGGGUCAGUAAGCAUCUAUGGUGGGAAUAGACAUCGGUGUUUCAUGCCCUGUGAAGGUAGAAGGGCCCUGACCUGAAACGCUGACUAUCCAUUUCCCACCACAGAUGGUGUCUGACGUGCUGAGUUCCUCCAGCACCUUGUUUUGCUCAAGAUUCCAGCAUCUAUCUCUUGUCUCUCUUGUCUGGAUGAUUCAUUGGUUACAUAUUGUCACAUACUCACUGCACAGUGAAAUUCUUGCACCCAUCGCUAUAUUUUGGUGCUGUUUUCAAAAGGAAAAGAAAAACUCAAGUCUGGUGCACAUACUGGAUGUACUGGAGCUCACCUGAUCCUGGUGACCCUAUUCACUGCUGGAGUUUAAAACCCAAGGCCUAGAUUUCAAAAUGCGGAUGUUUGUUUUCAACUUCCUCUGCCUUCUGUUUGUGCUUCUGAUGUCCCCCAGACUAAUUACCUGUUGACUUUUCUACUUUCUUCCAGUUCCGUCCUCCCUCGUAUAAGGACAAUCAUAUUUGCUGCAUUUGCAGGUUUGGGGGAAACAAACUCUGCAGUUUGGGCAGCAUUUUAGUUUAGUUUAUUGCCAUGUGCACCGAGGUACAGUGAAAAUCUUUUUUGUUGUGGGCUAAGUCUUAAAGAGUCAGCAGAAAGACUAUACAUGAUUACAAUCGAGCUGUGGCAGUAUUGUUGUACAAGAUAAAAGGAAUGACGUUUAGUGCAAGCAAGGUAAACUCUGAUUAAAGGUAGUCUGAGUUUCAAAUGAGGUAGCGCAGGACCAUUCUCUAGCUGGUGAUAGCAUGAUUCAGUUCAGAAGAUGAGAAUUUUUUUUUAGGGUGGUGAAUUCAUUGCCACAGACGGUUGUGGAAGCCACGUCAUUGGGUAUUUUUAAGGGAGAGAUUGACAGAUUCUUCAUUGGUAAGGGUGUCAAAGGUUAUGGGUCGGAGUAGCUUUGAUGGGCUGAGUGGCCUAAUUCUGUGCCUGUUACUUUUGAGCGCAGGUUGUGUGGGCAGAAAGGCAUGCUCCUGUGUUGUAGUCUUCUAUGUUUUAACAGUGUCGCAUCAAUACAGGAGAACUCGCAACAGUCCAGUUGUGCACAAAACCUGCUUUACCCCCCCCCACCCUCCAGCUCCCUGGUUGUCGAGUCUGCCCUCUAGCAUUGUGGGCAUCUGGUUGUUGGCUUUAACACCGAUUGAGCCGUGGACAAAGAUGUGAAAAGCUGCUUUGUGGAGUGGAUUUCCACAUUGCUGAGUAGCACACAUGCCGAUCCACUUUAGUCGCCUUCGAAUGAUAAAUGAUGAGCAUUGAAUUUUGUGGUGCCAGAUAUUAACAAAGCAAAGUAUAGCUUGGCUGCAGCUCUUUCCUUCCCAGCCCUCUGCUUAUUUUAACACUGACCCGUGACCACCCAUAAGGGAACCUCUUGGAUUGUCACAGCUACGAAUAACUGUUGAUGUGGGUGGUUCUCCUCCUGCCUGUGGCAUGAGAGAGUGAAGUACUCGAGUAUUUUUACAGAGCUCCUGUGUCGCAGCAUCCUCCUCUUGGCUUUGACUCCGAGUUAAAGCACCUCUGUCUCCAAGCCCGCUACACGGCAAGUCAAGGCCUCUGCUGCCUGCUUGUGUUUGUUUUUCCUGCUUGUGAUUGCGUUUCCUGUGGAGCUUUUUGGCAGGGCAAAUAUUUGCGAACUAAUUUUAGUGGGAUUUUCAGGUAAGAGGAGAAAAAUUGAUGGCAUGCGGACUGCAGGCUGCCAAAUUAUAUCAACGUUUAUACUACGUAGAAACAGCCCACACCACUCUCAUUGGAUACUCGGGACAGGAAAUGACCUAGAAGCAGCAGCAAUACGUUAGUGCUUCCCUGCUUCAGCCAGCCGCCCAGUACAUGAUUAAUCUGGACACACCACUUGUUUCCGCUGCUGAGCUCAAACUACCUCAGCAAGAAUAAAAAGCUCGCAGCCUGCAGCAGAGGAGGAGGCGGUGGCGUGUGGAACGUGCACAAGCUGCGGACAGGGCCCUCUGUGAUUAGCUUUAGCGUUAAGGCCGACAGUCUCCAUCCCAGUGAAAUACACUUGACUGACUGAACCCUCUGAAGAGCUUGAACCGUACCCGGGGCACAAGUGACGUGGGCGGCUUUGAGCGAUUUGUCCAAGCACUGAAUAGCUAUUAUUUUACAUUUAACUUUCGCUGUUGAUCAGUGUCUUAGUCCAUUUUGUAGUUGGAUUUUUUUAGUGUUUGCUUUGUGGAGCCAGUACUGUGUGUCGGAGCAAGCAAGAACAUUCACCAACAUCAUACCACUCCAUUCAAGGCAGGCGGGCAAUCCAGCAGCUGAUCCUGCUGGUUAGCUGAAGCCCAUUCGUCCCUCUCCUCUCUGCUAGCUUAUUUCCCACUGUGAAAUGGCACCCACUCUACCAAUUGUUUGCUCCAGCUGUUUUUAUCGUAUUCGUUGGGACGACGUGAAGUGUUAGACUCUUUCUUUUCAUACGUUGCUGGGAAUCGCUGUGAUUAGGAGCAGCAGCUGAUGACUAUACAGGUCCAGCACGGAACAUCUGUGCAGCUUGGGAACGGCUGCAUUUAUCUCUCCUCACUCGACAGGCUGCAGCGGGGCUGCGCCCAACAUACUACAUAAUUGCAAUUGACCUGAUCCAUAGGUCUCCUGUGCUGACCUGUGGUGAUUUUGUGCACGCAUGCUUGCACUCUGGAGAUAAAGUCAUGCACGUGAGUCUCUACCUUUUGGCAGGACUUUCCGUGCUUAAACUUGUUUGGGAAUUGUGACCGGGAGAACGGAGUUUCUGCGAUCAGACUUCUACUUGACGAAGGACGAGGUGACAGAGGCUUCACUGUCAUUUAUGUAUUGUUGCAGUGCCCAGGAAAAUAAGAUGGACUACAAGCGGCGGUUUCUGCUUGGCGGGUCCAAGCAGAAAGUGCAGCAACACCAGUACCCGAUGCCCGAGCUAGGCAGGACCAUGAGUGCACCCCUGACGUCCCCUGCAGCCACGUCCUCGCUGCCACCCACCGCCCCCAGCAGCUGCCCCAGCCCUACGUCCCCCACCACCCAGAUAGCCGACAUCCAGCAGGGCAUCUCCAAAUACCUGGAUGCCCUCAACGUCUUCUGCCGAGCCAGCACACUCCUCACAGACCUCUUCAGCAGCGUUUUCCGAAAUUCGCAUUAUUCCAAAGCAGCUAUGCAACUGAAAGACGUGCAGGUACAUGUCAUGGAGGCGGCAAGCAGGCUGACGGCCGCAAUAAAGCCGGAGAUUGCAAAAAUGCUGAUGGAGCUGAGUGCAGGCACCGCAAACUUCAAAGACCAGAAUGACUUCAGUCUUCAAGAUAUUGAGGUGCUGGGCCGAUGCUUCCUCACCGUGCUGCAGGUCCACUUCCAGUUCCUAUCGCAGGCGCUGCAUCGAGUCCAGCCUCUCGCACACUCCUGCCUGGCGGAGGCCCAAGCCCAGGAGAGGAAGAACGCCAUGGGCACAGAGCCGGCGAAGGGCAGCCGUGUGACAGAGCUGGAGGAGGCUGUACGAUCCUGGGCAGGGGCCUCUGAGGCCACCUCUCGUCUGCGUGAGAGGGGGAGCGAUGGGUGCCUGGCUGGUAUCGAGGUCCAGCGGUUGAUCUGCACACAGACCACCGCAAUUCCCGAGCAUCAGCUGAAGGACCUGAACAUGAAGAUCGACAGUGCUCUGCAGGCUUACAAAGUGGCUUUGGAAAGUUUGGGUCACUGUGAAUACGCCAUGAAGGCUGGGUUCCACCUGAAUCCGAAAGCCAUUGAGGCCUCUUUACAGGGCUGCUGCAGUGAGGCGGAGGUGAAGCAGGCAGGGAGACGGCAGUACCCUGCGCAGCCCCUGCAGUGCGAGCUGCCCACCGUGCCUGUACAGAUCGGACCCCACUUCCUCAAGGGCGUCUCCUUCAGCGAGUCUGGAGCGGAGAACCUGAAGCUGAAGAUGCAGGCGAUGGUACAGCUGAUCAAGGAGGCAUCGGGACAGAGCGAUGUGUCGCCUCGUGACGAGCCGCCGACGGAGAUCCUCAACCAGGUGUGCCCGUCCACUUGGCGCGGUGCCUGCAAGACCGCCGUGCAGCUGCUGUUUGGGCAGGCCGGCCUGGUGGUGGUGGACACAGCACAGAUCGAGAACAAGGAGGCCUACGCGCCACAGAUCAGCCUAGAGGGCACCCGUGUGGUGGUCCAGGUCCCCUCCACCUGGUGUGUGAAGGAGGAUCCCGCCACCAUGUCCUUGCUGCAGCGUUGCCUCGACCCGGAGAAGACCCUGGGGCUGAUCGACGUGCUGUAUACCGCCGUCUUCGACCUGUCCAAGUGGAAAGAGCGAAGGGAGCAGGUUCUGCCGAGCAUCCAGAUCCAGUUGCGGCGGGAGUGUGCCGAGUUUGGCAGCCCGGUGGAGCUGCCGGUGGGGAACGGGUCGAUGGCCAAGCCCUCAGCGGGCCUGCAGAGGACCUUUGCCAAGCUGACGUCGCGCUUCACCAAGAGGGGCUCCUGCAGCGGCGGCGGCAACGGUGCCGGAUCUUUCUCCAUCCCCAGCAAUCCCUCCAAGAGCGGCUUCUCCCUGAUGGGCACCGAGGAGGAGCGGCGGGCAAAGCCGCCUCACGCCGACCAGCGGCUCCAGAGCAUCCUCAACGUCGGGCACUUCCCCAAGGCUGCCGACGGCCAGGAUCCCAGCCGUGGCCACGGAAACCCCCUGGUCAACGGCUUCUCCCUCGACCAGAGGGAGGCGCUGCUCAAAGGCGAGGAGGGUAUCAAGCUGCCGAGCGACCAGGAGAUGCAGGACGUCAUCGACUUCCUCUCCGGCUUCACCAUGGGCAAGUCCCAGCAGGCGAGUCCGCAGGUCAGCCGCAAGAGCCCCGCCGGGGUCCUCGACCAGAAAGGGGGGGUCUUGCAGCAGGGGCCACCUGCACCCCACGGCCCGAUGCCCCCCUCCCAGCCCGUCCGACAACACCCCCAGAAACCUCCGCCCUACUACCAGCACCUCCUGCAACCCAUUGGGCAGCCGGCCCCCACCCCCUCCCUCCCUCACGCCUCCCGAGCCCCCGGCAAGUGGCCUAACAGCUCGCCCCAGCAGCGGGCACAGAGCCCGGGGCCCGGCCUCUCUCCCAUCGGGCCCCUGAGCCAGUGGAACAGCCCCGGGCCCCCCUCGGACCUGGGCUCGGACUUGUACAGCCUGGGUCUGGUGGGCAACUACAUGGACAGCAUCAUAGACAACGUGAUGUCCGACAUGCUGGCCCCCAAGGCACCCAACACCAGGAACAACACAUGGCCCAACCGCAUGCAGAGCGAUGGUGUCUUCGGCAUGCUGGCCGACGUCCUACCCUUCGAUCCCGCCGUGGGCUCGGACCCGGAGUUCGCCCGGUAUGUGGCUGGCGUGAGUCAGGCCAUGCAGCAGAAGCGGCAGGCACAGCAAAUGCGACGGCACAGCACUGCCAGGACCAACUGGCCCGUCAGCGACGAGGCACACAGGACGUGGCACCCCCCAGAGUACUUCACCGAGGGGGACGUCAUGAGCUGGUCAGGGACGCAGGGAGACUCUGCCAGCUCCAGCGACGAGGCUUCUUCUGCUAAUGGCGACAGUUUAUUCUCCAUGUUCUCAGGGCCUGACCUUGUUGCUGCUGUCAAACAGAGAAGAAAACACAGCAGUGGUGAUCGGGAAACUUCCACCCUCCCUUCUCCUCCCGUCUUAUCCACACUAGAUGAUCUUAGCCAGGACAACAAGACCAAGACGUGGCCUCCAAAGGCCCCGUGGCAACACUUGGCGUCUCACAGCAACACCAUGCCCAACCCGGGCACCUCGCUGUACCAGAUGACCAGCCCCCCGGGCCAGUGGAACGACUCGGUGCAGAUGCUGCCGUCCACGGUGUGGUCUACCGUGGCUGACGGCUCCUCUUCCUCCGGCAUCUCCUCCAACUUCUCCUACGGCCAACAGCCGCCACAGUGCCAGCCGCCAGUGUCCCAGCACAAACCCGUGAGCAAGGGCUUCAAAUCCUACCCCCUGAAGCAGGAGAGAAGACCCUCCUAUCUCCACCAGUACUAGCUUCCCAGAAGUGACUUUAAACCCAGACCCCCACGACUGGCUGGAGCCAGGGUGGCCCCCCCCCAACGACUGCGAGCUGUACCGCUCGGGAUACCGUCAGCAGGUGUCUCUCUGUCCCAGCGCCUCGUUCAGCCGCCGGUGGUUUUGUCUUCUCGGUGUAGGAAGGAACUGCAGAUGCUGUUUUACACCGAAGAUAGACACAAAGUACUGGAGUAACUCAGCGGGUCCAGCAGCAUCUCUGGAGAAAAAGAACAGGUGACGUUUCGAGUCGAAACACCUCUUCAGACUGAGAGUCAGGGGAGAGGGAAACGAGGUAUGGAAAGGUACAGAACAGAUCAGAGCUGGUACGGAUGACCAAGAAAAGGUGGAGCCCACAACGGUCCAUUGUUGGAUGUGGAAGACUGUUGUUUGUAUCCCUUCAUUAUUACCUCUUCAGCCAACAAUGGACCGUUGUGGGCUCCACCUUUCCUGGGUCAUUGUUACCGGCUCAGAUUUGUUCUCGACCUGAAACGUUACCUAUCUACGUUCUCCAGGAACGCUGCCUGACCCACUGAGUUACUCCAGCACUGUGUCUAUCUCUCUGCUCUGCGAGCGCAGGUGGGUGGCGGCGGUGGCUGGUAGUUGUGCUGCGUUGGGGCAGCGAGGGACUCUGGCUAUCGGGCCGUCAGGGGGAGGUUCAGGAAGCUGCCCUUUCCCCCACUCCCUGCUCUGCUCCCUAUCCUGACCACCGUCAGAAACGGCGCUCUUGUGUGGCUGGGCCCUCAGUACGGAGUCACACCCCCUGGUGGCGAGGGAGCGGAGCGCAUUGUACAUGACCAUCAGACACUGAUCACUACAAACCCCGGGGGGUGGAGGGGGAGACACUUCAACCAUUUCAAGCAGCUGCAGUAGUUUCUUUUUAAAAACUUUGCAUAAUUGGUUGACCGUUAAAUUAAAAUGUAGCACCUCUAAUUGGCUUUGCCCUAAAGACCCCAGGUCUUGUGUUGUCCCCGCUGUAGCACCUAGACACCAAAUUGGCCCCACGCUGGGACUGGAGAUAGACACAAAGUGCUAGAGUAACCCAGCAGGUCAGGCAGCAUCGCUGAGUUGGGUGGGGGAUCGGAAAGCAAAAUGAUUCUCUCACCCUCCCCUCCAUAAGCUGGGGUGACCUCGGAGUGGGGGCACUCGGGGCGGGGCUGCGACCCCUCCCUGCAGAGUUUGGGUUGUGGGUCAGGGCACGUUGCCGUGGGAGGGUCGAUGUGUGUGAUCUGUUGUCGGUACUGGUGUAAUGUUCUGAGUUUUAUCCACAUUCUUGAUUCUGACCCGCCCCUCUCACCUCGACUCCGGCUGGGUGCGAGGGAACCUCACUAAGCCCAGCUCCGCCUGGUGCCCACUCUCCGUGUCCCCGCCCAGCUCCGCCUGGUGCCCACUCUCCGUGUCCCCGCCCAGCUCCGCCUGGUGCCCACUCUCCGUGUCCCCGCCCAGCUCCGCCUGGUGCCCACUCUCCGCGUCCCCGCCCAGCUCCGCCUGGUGCCCACUCUCCGCCUGUCCCCGCCCAGCUCCGCCUGGUGCCCACUCUCCGUGUCCCCGCCCAGCUCCGCCUGGUGCCCACUCUCCGUGUCCCCGCCCAGCUCCGCCUGGUGCCCACUCUCCGUGUCCCCGCCCAGCUCCGCCUGGUGCCCACUCUCCGUGUCCCCGCCCAGCUCCGCCUGGUGCCCACUCUCCGUGUCCCCACCCAGCUCCGCCUGCUGCCCACUCUCC
Molecule: messenger RNA, 10262 nt
Organism: Leucoraja erinaceus (little skate)
Lineage: Eukaryota; Metazoa; Chordata; Chondrichthyes; Rajiformes; Rajidae
Product: granule associated Rac and RHOG effector protein 1-like
Exons: 14
Coding region: 5337-8522 (1061 amino acids)
Biological process (GO): Rac protein signal transduction
Molecular function (GO): CCR4-NOT complex binding
Source: RefSeq, a predicted model, not a curated record